Molecule: messenger RNA, 708 nt
Organism: Cynara cardunculus var. scolymus (artichoke)
Lineage: Eukaryota; Viridiplantae; Streptophyta; Magnoliopsida; Asterales; Asteraceae
Product: probable E3 ubiquitin-protein ligase RNF217
Exons: 3
Coding region: 1-708 (235 amino acids)
Biological process (GO): positive regulation of proteasomal ubiquitin-dependent protein catabolic process; protein polyubiquitination; ubiquitin-dependent protein catabolic process
Cellular component (GO): cytoplasm; ubiquitin ligase complex
Molecular function (GO): ubiquitin protein ligase activity; zinc ion binding; ubiquitin conjugating enzyme binding
Source: RefSeq, a predicted model, not a curated record
AUGGGGAAUCUUAAUCAAACACCCCUACUAAAUUCCCAAAACCCUAAUCAAGAUGAAGACGAAGAAGACGCAUUUACCUGUGAAAUUUGCAGUGAACCAGCCAACACCAAAUUCAAGAACGACCACAAAUGCAUCCACCCCUUUUGCACCGAUUGUAUGAUCAAAUACAUCCAAAUGAAGCUUGAUGACAACUUAUCAGACAUCAAAUGCCCGGCUAUGGCCUGCAAUCACUCUCUCGAACCCUUAUCAUGUCGUCCCAAAAUUGCACGCCAACUAUUCGAUAAAUGGUGCGAUGUAUUAUGUGAAUCGGCGGUGCUAAAGCUUGACAGGGUUUACUGCCCUAACCAAGACUGUUCGGAAUUGAUUGUGAACGAGUGCGGUGAGCGUGAUUUGAAGAGAUGUUUGUGCCCUAAUUGCAUGAAACCGUUUUGUUUCUGGUGCAAGGUUCCAUGGCACGCUGGGUAUAUGUGUGAGGAGAGUGGGGAGACAAGGGAUGAAAACGAUGUCGCUUUUGGUGUUCUUGCGGAGAGGAAAGGAUGGAUCAGGUGCCCGACGUGCCAGCAUUUUGUUGAGCUUGCCGAUGGUUGCACCAUUGUUCGUUGCAGAUGUGGAAUUGAAUUCUGUUACAGAUGUGGAAAAAAAGGAGGUCACAGGCACAGAUGCAACAAUCAACAUCGUAGAUUUUUAUGGAGAAUAUGCUUUGAUUAA